AUGCUCAUAUAUCUCUUCACAAUCCUCCUCGCUCUUCCACCGGCUCGCGCAGGCGUAGGCGGCUGGGACGACUUUUCGAACAAUCUCGCAACCGAUCUCGCACCGUUUCUGUCUCUGUUUGGUGAACAAAUAACGAAACAGUAUAUGAGUGAGAGCACUACCUUAAUGGAUUAUUUCAUUUUCGCCAUGGCACCAAUGGGCAUCCUCACAGCAGUCGUUUCCGCAAUUCGAGUGUGUGGAACCGCAUCGCUUCGUGCCUUCAUCGGCAGAGCUCAAGAAGGAGCGGGCAACGCAGAAGCUGAGCUGUGCUCUUCCACAAGCCGGGACGUGUGUGAGCUAUACAAUAAUGGAGGCAUCGCGCGCGUCUUUGGCCGUCCCAAGAUUCUCGAGGUUGUUCAUGACCCAAAUCAUGAUUUCAGCAACAAAAGCGACGAUACUGCGGGGAUAUACACCUUCCAGGAAUUUGUUCAGGGCAAAGGCAGGUCCAUUUGGCAGAAGGAAAAGUCAAGGAAAGAGAAUAUGAAGCAGAAAGACCCGGAGUCAGAGAUGAAACAAGAACAAGAUACUCCUCACACGGUCUUUUCUCCGAACCUCUCCCUAAAUAUCGGGAUUAAGAAGCAACCCGAUGCUGUUUUCAAGGCCAUUGCUGUUGGAGGUCUGAUUCUGCAAUCUGCUGUUUUGGUUUUCGCUGGUGUUGUCACAUACUACCUGAGAUGGGAGAAGAAUGGUAGUCGCCCAGAAGCCUAUGCGUGUCCACUGCUGAUCAUCGGGACUGUUCUUGUCUGCGGUGGAAUGUUUUAUUGCGCUUUUCUUGUGGGCCAGAGCACAGAUGAAGACGUCUGGCUUCGACGAAAGGACAAGGCAGACAACUCAUCUAUGUAUUGGAUACAGCCGGGCAAUCAAAUUAUUGGUGAUCAAACAUUCGAUGCCUUCUCGCAUACGGACUGUGACGAUCGUCUAGAAAAGUACACGACUUCAAGGAGGAAGACAGGGCCUAGAGAAUGGAAAUUAGAAGUCUGGACAGCCACCGGAGUCACUCUCACUGGCUUUGUCCUCCAGUUUACUGGGCUCCGGGGCAUACACUCGGCAGUUGCUGUAGCUCAGCUGGGAGUUGUUAUGGUGAUGAGCACGGCGCGAGCUGCCCUUCGCAUGGAGCGGUUCAAGGCCGAUGCGAACUUCUUUGCCAAGUUUCCAGAUGAAGUUCUCGGUCAUGAACUAGACUGGCUCGCCUUGCGUAUUGGUCGAAACAUCAUAAAAAACGAUUUAAAAGAUGACACCAAGAAAGAAAUCGGGAAAGACGACUUGCCACUUCGGUCGUCAUCUCCUAGUCUUUCCUGCUCCUCCAAAACAUCGGACCGGUCACCGUCCAUUCCUCAACCUCGUUACCUCUGGAGAUUUAAAGGUACAACUAAAGCCACUAAUGCGGUCAGAAUUAGCCGCAGGGACCCAACUUCCAACAUGCCACAUAGUGCCGCCGCUAUACUAUUGGCAUAUCGCACCCGCCUUGCAUCGCUCACGGUCUCAUCCAUUGCCCCUGCCAGGAAUUUCAAGACUGAAAUGGUUGAGGUCCGAACAGAAAGUCAACAGCUGGCGACCUUGAUUGAGGCUACCGUGAACACCAUGUUUUCCAAGGCCGAGAUCAAGAAAGAGUGGAAGGAAGCUGAUGCUGUAUCCAUGUUUUGGGGCAUUGACUGUACCAUCUCCGAACAGCCCAAAGACACCACGAUAUCAUCGAAGGACCACAGGCUGUACCUAGAAUUCAAUCGUCUGGAUACCGGGAAACCCUGGGUCCUCAAGAGCCGCAUGAAGCUCGAAGGGCUCUUGGGACUAUGGACUUGGUCACUGAAGUCAGAUCCAGCUAUAGAGACCGAAGACCCAGACACUGGUCUCAGAAACUCCAGAGCUGACCAAAUCCAGACACGACGGGUUCUUUCAACUGAACAAGUUGUGAACGCAGAUUUGCCAAUAUGGCUCGGUGACGACCUGAACACUAUGACGGAAUACAAUCUGCCUGUUUCAUCCGAUCUCAGUGACUUGAGUGCCCUAUGGAAGAAACGGGGAGAUGACGUCGAACAGACAAAGAACCCACUGCCAGUCACGCCUAAUGAGACGCUCCUUCGGUUCUUUGGCCAAAAAGCUGCACAAUUGUCGCAGAAUCAGGUCUCCAAGACGUCUAGCCUCUUCUCUACUCCAAUUAACGGCUCUCUCGUGUCAGCAUGUGCCCAGGAGGUAUUUUCAUCAUUUCUCGAGAGCAUUCUCGACAUUGUGGAUGACAUUGGACCCGUUAAUCUUCAAGAAACCGAACCCUUUCGACUUCAGAAUAGCCUUGUGACUGAGGUUGUUAGACUAUUUACGGAGAUGCAUGUGGGCCCGAGGCACGAGGCUCUUCAUUGUGUCGUGCCUCUGAUGAUAUCUCACCUGAAGACGCCCUCUUCAGAAAGUGUUUUGGCAGCCGCGGGGAAAAGUGCGACCCAGCAACGCAAAAGCGACGAGUGGAGGAAGGCUGAAGAAAUGCUGCGAUGGGUGUGGAGAAUCUGUAUUCAAUCUCAAUCCUCCCAGGAUACGCCCGAAGAAAACGGGAACCAGCAACCUGGCUCUAAACACUCUCUUACUGAGUUAGCGACAAUUGCGCUAGGCGAACUGUACAGGUGGGCUUUAGUCGACACAAAAACUAGACCAUUCGGAAUAGAUGGAAUCUCCUGGCUCGAGAGACAGAAGCCUGAUCACUCGGAAUCUAUUUGCAAGGUCAUCGACCGCUAUGUUACUGUUGCAAAUGGAGUUGAACGAAAUGAAGACAGCAGCGCUGACCUUAUAACUGCAACGAAAAACGGUUGCUUGACGACAACAUUGCUCGCUCUCACUCGUCCGGUAUCCAAUAUAGAGAGCGAGCAGAAAGGGAAUGCUCUUUGCUUAGCGGCUAAGCAUGGCUGGGCUGAAGUGGUACACGCGUUGCUUGAGCUCAACACUGCGCCGGAUUUCCAGAAUGCAGCAGGCAGAACGCCAUUAUCAUACGCAGCAGUAAAUGGCAACGUCGACAUCGCAAGAGACCUCCUUUACUGGGGGAGCUUCCCAGACUUGGGGUGCCCUCAAAACAGGACACCUUUGUCAUAUGCGUCAGAGUCAGGAGCUCACCGGAUCGUUGAGAUGUUGCUAAGCGAUAUACGUGUCUCUCCAGAUCGCAAAGACAAAAAUGAACUGACACCACUGUGUUGGGCUGCAAGAAACGCUCGUGACAUUGUAGUCGAGCAGCUACUCAAUACGGGUAAGGUCGACCCGGAUGCGAUGAAGAGCAAGGGGGGAACUCCACUGUGGUGGGCGGCAUUAGAAGGCCAUGAGAGUAUUGUGCAGCGGCUACUCAAUACUGGCAAAGUUGACCCAAAUGCACGCAAUAACGGCAAUGAAAGCAAUAAUAUAGCAUCAAGGGCAAUGACACCACUAAGCAAUGCGGCAUGCAGAGGCCAUGAGACCAUCGUCAGGAUGUUACUUGAGACCGACAAGGUCAACCCAGUUUCGAGAAAUGAGUGGGGGGCGACGCCAUUGCAUUGGGCGGCAGGACACGGGCAUCAAAACAUCGUGAGACAGCUUCUCGAGACCGGAAAGGUCGAUCCGGACGCAAUAGAGGACCAUGGCAACACUCCGCUAAGCAAGGCGGCCUACAAUGGGCAUGAGAUCAUCGUCAAGAUGUUACUCGAGAUAGAACAAGUCGACCCAAAUGCGGUGGACCAAAGCGGACGCACACCAUUGACCCAAGCAGCCAAAAGGGGGCAUGAUGCUAUCGUUAAGCUGCUACUUAAGACCAGUAGGGCUGACCCGAAUCCAAGGGAUGAUUGGAAAAAGACACCAUUGCAUUGGGCAACACGAUUUGGGCAGAGCGGCGUCAUCAAACAGCUACUCGAAAGUAAUCUGGUCGAUCCAGACGCGAAGGACAUUCAGGGACACACGCCUUUGUGGGAGGCAAGAUAUUAUGGACAUGAUGCUAUCGUCGCGCAACUACUUGAGACCAACAAGGUUGAUCCUGACCCAAAAGAGACUUGUGAUUUUGUCGCGGCCAAUAUGGCAGCCAGGCAAUGGAAGAUUCCCGAGGCAGUUGUGGCAGCAAGGAAACGAAAUCACCCCCUCCAGCAGAGAAACGGGAUUUCCGAAGCAUGUUUGGCACGAAGAAAGUGGGACUUAUGUAAUGCAUUAUCAGGCCAAUUCAGAGUGUUCAAAUAA
This is a messenger RNA of Penicillium antarcticum, 4212 nucleotides long. RefSeq names its product ankyrin repeat domain-containing protein. Lineage: Eukaryota; Fungi; Ascomycota; Eurotiomycetes; Eurotiales; Aspergillaceae. Gene Ontology annotation, molecular function: protein binding. The transcript has a single exon. Gene Ontology annotation, cellular component: ciliary inversin compartment. The record is from RefSeq and is a predicted model, not a curated record. Gene Ontology annotation, biological process: protein localization to ciliary inversin compartment. Bases 1 to 4212 code for a protein of 1403 amino acids.